UGUGGUGCAUAACCUCCUCCACUCAACCAGAUGAAUUCUACCACUCACCCUAGUCACAGUCCACUGCCGCCACCUCCAUCGCCUGCGCCGGAACGGGAGCGCUAACCCUAUCCAUCGCCACCACCGCGAUCCUUCUUCUAACCUCGCGACUCUGUCUGACUCGAUAUCGCUCUCUGUCUCUCUCGCUCGCCGUGGUCGUAAUUCCAGCGUGCAUUGUUAGGUUUGCCGACUUCGAGUUCAAGUUCCCAGUUCUGUGCCGCACUCUUCUCUAUCUUUCCUCCUCCACUCAGUAGGCCAAAAACUAGUGCUACGACAAUUUCUUCUGCGAGAGUUUACCCUACAGUGUUGGAGAUGCUUUAACUCUCUCUGUCUCUCUCAUUUCAACUUCUCUGUGAAGAGCAGGAUCCAAAAGCCCAUAAAACACUCACACUUGAUGGAUCCAAAGUUAUUGAGCAACCAGAGGCACACGAGGAACACCACCAACACCAUCUGUUCCUCUUUUGUCAAUGCGGUGUGUUUGCAUGAUUGGUGGCUAAUUAAGCUUGACAUGGACUCCAAUGGAAGAACAUUAGGUGUUGGAGGACUUGCAUUUAGAGAGAGACAAACGAUAAGAGCUUUUUACUCUGUAGCUAUUGCCAAGAGGCAUGAUACAGUCACUCUUGAGACUGCAGAUGGCAUCACAAUUACAAUUACUAGCUUCAUAAAUAGGUCUAUCACACUUGAAAAUGGCUUUCCAGCUGAGGUUUGCAAUCAUUUCCUUUUUGGAUUUCCAUGUUACUGGGAAGAGUAUGCUGGUCGAUGUUUCGUUGAAGAAUCUAUCAACAGAUCGAUUCCAUCCAGGAUUUCUAGCUUUGAUGGAUUCGACAUGUCUUCAGAUGAUGGUACAGACUCCCUACCAAUUUCCUUGAGUGAUCUUCCAGUGACACGUGUACGUGAUCUCUUAAUGUCCAGUGUUGGAGAUUCUGGCAAUUGUGUGCUAGCAAAGAGUCUUUUGAAUGAUAUCCUGCGAAAAUAUGGAAGUAAUGAUUUUAAACAUGACGGGCCAGCAGUUCAAUCGAACAUGCAAAGUAAUUGUCCAGGGAUGACUAUGGAUUCUGUUCUGGGUGGAACUCCUUGUAAUUCUAACAGAACAAUGGGUAAGCAGAAGAGAGAAGACAAUAAUGGCAGUAAUCCAUUAAUGACUGGGGAUUCUGUGUGUGAUGGAACUCCAAAAAAUCAAAACAAAACUGAGGUUGAUCCGAAGGUCAAAGAAGAUGAUAAGGGAAUAGAAGAAUCUGAGAAUGUAAUUCCUGAUUGUGAAAUGGGUUUGGAUGUCAAUAGCAGUAGAAGGGUUACCACAAGAAGCAUGGCUAGAUUGAAUAAUUCAAGUAACAAGCGGAAAAGGAAUCUUUCACUGAAUACUCGUGUUACUUGUAGACUUACUGAACCGUUUUCUGCAUCAGAGACCUCUGGGGACCAAUGUGGACAGGUGGUAAAUAGAGGAAAUGCUUCAAGAGAGAGUUGUCCUACCAUAUUAUUGUCUGAUGCAGAAAUAGAAGCUAAAGAAACUCCUGAUAAUUCUACUUCCAGAAGACCUAGCAGUCUAAAAAGCUCAAGUGAUCUAUUUUCUACAACAGAGGCCUCUAAGAAUCAAUGUGGAGUGAUACCUAGAAGAAAUGGUUCAAAUUUAACUAGAAACGAGAUGGAACUUAAGCAAAUCACUGAUAAAUCUGCAGUCAGAAGAUCAAAUAGACUGAGAAACAUAAACAAAUGAUUGGAAAGGACUGAAAUUAGAAGGAAGCGGGAUUGGUUUGAUGGAACUUGUUCGUGGAAACAAGGAUUUUGAUUUCUUUAAUUGCAAGGGUUUCGAUAAACUAGGCUCAUGUUCACUCAUUAUUGCUUGUUUAGUGUUGAUGGGAAGUUUGCUUUCAUAUUUUUCAGUUUUUAAGAAUAGCAAAACUUAUCUUGUUGGCUAAAACAAAACGGUUUACUUCUUACCCUAGUUCAUAAGGGUGCCCAAUCUGGAUUUGGAGAGAGAGUUGUAACUUGUAAGGGCGCCCUAAUUCCUAAGGGCACCUAAUCUGUGCAGGUCAGUGAUAACGUAAGUCACAUGCAACAGAGUAACUCAUAUCCCUAGCUGUUAAACAUUUGUGAUUCUACAACUUGAAGGCUAGAGUUGUAUUUUCUCUGCUAAGAAUAGAAAUCACUGAAGUGCUGUAAAAGCUGGUCCCUUCUGUAUCUUCUUAUUGCUCUAUUGUUACAGGGUAUAUCAUUUUAGAACCUUUUCAAAGUGUGAUUGUCAAAAUAUGUUUAAACCCAAGUUUUGUGGAAGGUUGAGGCAUUACAAGUUUCAUAUAUUAGUCAAAGGCUCUUUUUUGUAAUUAUGAUUUUUUCAACUAGGCAAUGAUCUUCAUUUGAUU
This is a messenger RNA of Camellia sinensis, 2399 nucleotides long. Lineage: Eukaryota; Viridiplantae; Streptophyta; Magnoliopsida; Ericales; Theaceae. The record is from RefSeq and is a predicted model, not a curated record.